Molecule: messenger RNA, 1951 nt
Organism: Pseudopipra pipra
Lineage: Eukaryota; Metazoa; Chordata; Aves; Passeriformes; Pipridae
Product: serine/arginine-rich splicing factor 7
Exons: 7
Coding region: 80-739 (219 amino acids)
Molecular function (GO): zinc ion binding; RNA binding
Source: RefSeq, a predicted model, not a curated record
GCGCCGCCGCCGGGCGGGGACAGGAGCGCGGGGCAGGCGCAUGCGGUAGCGCGUGCGCGCGGGCGGCGGAGCCGUCGGGAUGUCGCGUUACGGCCGCUAUGGAGGCGAGACCAAGGUGUACGUGGGCAACCUGGGCACGGGCGCGGGCAAAGGCGAGCUGGAGAGAGCCUUCAGCUACUACGGCCCGCUGAGAACCGUGUGGAUCGCGAGGAACCCGCCGGGGUUCGCCUUUGUGGAGUUCGAGGACCCGCGGGACGCUGAAGAUGCCGUGCGUGGACUUGACGGGAAGGUGAUAUGUGGCUCGAGGGUGAGAGUGGAAGUGUCCACGGGAAUGCCGCGGCGCUCCCGUUACGACAGGCCCCCUGCCCGGCGCCCCUUUGACCCCAACGACAGAUGCUACGAGUGUGGUGAGAAAGGCCACUAUGCCUAUGACUGUCACCGCUACAGCCGCCGCAGGAGGAGCAGGUCCCGGUCUAGAUCGCGCUCGAGGUCCCGAGGAAGGAGAUAUUCUCGGUCACGCAGUCGGAGCCGUGGUAGGAGGUCCAGGUCAGCUUCCUAUCGUAGGUCCCGGUCUGUUUCUCCUCGUAGGUCUAGGUCCGUGUCUCCUCGCCGGUCCCGAUCGGCUUCCUUGAAGAGAUCAAGGUCUAGAUCAAGAUCCAGAUCUCGGUCAAGAUCUGUUACAUGGCCCCGAAGCAGGGAGAAAGUAGAAAAGCCUAAAGCUCAAGGCAGCAUUUUCUGACAGUGGAACAACAAGCAAUCAUGGGAGUUUUGAGGGAAGGGAGAGGUGAAGACCAGAAGAUGGCUUAAUUAAGAGCAGACACUCACACAGAGUAGUCCAGAAGCUAAUAAAGAGAGAAGGAAGUUCCCCAAGGCAGUAGAUCAGGUACACUUUUCUGCUUGUUGAAUCUUAAUACCAGUUGUUUCAACAUGACUUAAUCAUGGCUUAUCAAUGUUCAUUCUUGGUGAUGAGCAGAAAACAGCUACAGUCAGCAGAUUCUCAAAGGAAAAAACAUCUUGAUUUUACCACCAUUGUUUUCUCUUUUUCAAUACCAGGGUGGUUUUCUGCAGGGUAAAAGAUACCUUUAGUGACAUUUCUGGACUAUUGUGUGACAUCUUUCAUUGUAAGUAGAAAUUAGGUGACUGAGGCAGAGGAAGUUAUGGAUGUACAGGUGUAAAGAAGUGGCAAAAUAAUGGUGCUUAACUCCAAGGAGGUCACUGCUACACUUCACAUGAGGCAGUUGAAAGAUGGUUUCUUUACAGAAGAGUCCAAAGAAUGUGUCACACCUGGAGAAAAGCUCUGUAUUCAUGAGGAGGACAGACUAAACAAGUACAUGAUGUUUGCUGGUUUGACAGCAUCACAACAUACAUCUGGAAGUUUUUGUGGAAGGCCUUGGAUGUGGAAUAUAGAACGCUUCCUUUGGGGAUCUAAAAAUUUCAGUUAGGCUCUCAGGCAGUAUUAGUGUUUCUCAUGGUGCAGCAGUCUUAUCUCAAAGGCUGACAUUUAGGACAGUUUUUUUCACAAGGAUUAAGUUCAGACAUUUCAAAAAAUAUUUGAAGCAAGUGUAUGUAUAAGAUGAACUUCAUAGAGGAGAAAGAUACUUGAGGAAUGUGCUGUCUGCAGCCAGUUUAACUGUAGUGGUAGAUGUCUCAAGCCUAAUAAAACUUGCAAGUUUAGAGCAUGGCUUUAUAUUAGCUGUGUGAAAAUACUGGUCAGGAUUUGGGUUGUUCAUGUAUUCCUGCCACCUGCAUCAGCAAACACUGGUCAUAAGCCAGGGACCAAAGUACUGAGCAACAUGUGCAGCAUCCAUGUUUAAAGCUUUCUUCUGAAACUUAGCAGGCAAAGCCCUGGAAAGUUGCAGGAUUCUUUGUGUUCAGCAUGACAAUUCUCAUACAUUGAGUGUGACUGCUGCUGUCUCAAACAUGGGAACAUGUGUGCUAUCAGCUUCCAUGC